This is a messenger RNA of Tuber melanosporum (Perigord truffle), 132 nucleotides long. RefSeq lists its product as uncharacterized. The coding region runs from base 1 to 132 and encodes 43 amino acids. The transcript has a single exon. Lineage: Eukaryota; Fungi; Ascomycota; Pezizomycetes; Pezizales; Tuberaceae. The record is from RefSeq and is a predicted model, not a curated record.
AUGGGCUUUCGUGGGGCAUUAGGAGGGGCAGGGAUUAGUUGGUUUGACAUUACAUGCUUGAUGGUUGAGGAUGGUGCUGGUGGAGCAAUGAGAAAUGAUCAUAGCGGAAUGAAAAGGCGUGGAUUGAAUUAA